Molecule: messenger RNA, 1244 nt
Organism: Cuscuta campestris
Lineage: Eukaryota; Viridiplantae; Streptophyta; Magnoliopsida; Solanales; Convolvulaceae
Source: the annotation of a GenBank genome assembly
AUGAAUUGUUUAUGGCACAGAAAGUGGACGUCAACAAACCCCGGAACCGGAAACCAGCCAACGAUGAGUUCAGGAACGUUAUCCGGACCGCCUUCAUCCGCCCCGCUGAUGAUAUUCCGCCGCCUACUCCGGCCGACGGUCCCUCUUCUCCUCACCCUCUGCCCGAAACAUCCGAUCCGCCUCCCCGCUCAAACGACGCCUCUUCUUUUCCCCUCCACGCGCCCCCAUUUCUCAUCUGCAAAUUCUCGCCCUUUCUCCUCAAACUCAACACUCCAAUCCAUUCUACAGCUUUCAAAUUCCUCUGAGGGAAUCGAGGAAGAAGUUGAUUCCCAUGGGACGGAGGAAGUUAAUAUACCUGAACCAGUAGCUGUUACCAUCGAAUCUCCGGAAAAUCGGAGGCUGCAUGCGAAGCUUCAGGGACUCACCGUGAAGGAGAAGAAAGAGUUGGGUUCUUAUGCAAACAGCUUGGGGAAGAAGCUCAAAUCUCAACAGGUCGGAAAAUCUGGAGUCACAGCUACUGUCGUGGCUGCCUUGGUUGAAACCCUAGAAAGGAAUGAGCUUUUGAAGCUUAAAAUACAUGGGAGCUGCCCGGGAGAGCUAGAUAAUGUAGUUAAGCAAUUGGAAGAAGGCACAGGAUCUGUUGUGGUUGGUCGAAUUGGUAGGACUGUGAUUUUAUAUAGACCAAGCCUUUCCAAAUUAGAAGCUGAAGAGAAGAAAAGGGUAGCCCAAAGAGCUUCUCCGAUCAAAAAUAUCUUGAAGAAACCGGCUAAGGAGACGGGAGUAGAGGCAAGACCAUCACACCGAGGUCACAGAGGGAGUAGCAGAUUUAAACCGAGGUCCCUAGGUACGUCCCUAACUUGAAUUGGGAUGCCCCAUCAAUCCCUAUCUGGGUCAAGCCUAAGCAACAGGUAAUGUAUGUGGUGACAAGGAGUAACAUUUGGGAUUUAUAACACUUCCAAUAGCUAAGAAUAUGAGAUGGUUGAGUUCCUCAUUCCAUGUCAAAAUUUCCAAUCACACCGGGUUUUAAGCCGCUCUUCUUAAUGACUGUAAUCAACCCUAAUCGGCGAAGCGUAUGACAUUGCAAAUGAGACGUAUGCUGUCGGAAGAGCACAAGGCAGUGAGGGCAAAUGCAUUUGAAUGGAUUUGUUGUGUAUGCCAAUUUUGUACUACAUAUUUACAUACCUGCUAUUUUUAAACAAGAAUGGUGUGGAUGACAUCAUGGUGAAUCAAAUCUUGAAUUGGUU